GUAUGGAGUAAAACAAGGGUUGAAGAAAAUAAUAAAAGUUUACCAAGAGGUUCAACCACCAACAAACUUUUUGUUUUCCCUUAUUUUCAGAGUCUUCCGGCAAUGUUUUUAAUGUAACAAUGAAUUCAUUGAUCUGUUAUCAGUAAUUACGUGUUUACAUCUUUUGCCUCUUUAUUUAUCUGUCUUCCUCUCCUCUUUCACCAAAUUUUGAGAAAAAAAGACAAGAAGAAGCUAAACGAUUAUAGUGGCAUUGGCACUUUGAACUUUUUCAAGCUAAUGGGUGCCUUGCCUUUGUGAAAAAAACACAACUUUUUUUGUGAAUCUUGGCACUCCAUUUUUAAUUUUAGCCAAAGCUAAAACAGAGUCCUCUGUUCUGUGAUUGUGUGGCGAUCAAACUUGAGAAAAAAAUCAUGGCUGCGAUUAAAGAAAACGCCAAAUCAAGCCUCAUACUAGCUGGAAGAGUGUUGAACGAAGCCAUUAGCUUCCUAGUUUUCACUAUCCUUGACAUUCUUGAUUUUAUCCUCUGUUAUACUUACAAAGUAAUCGAUUUCAUCAUCGAAGCAGAGUGGAAACCCUGUUAUUGCUCUUCGACUAAAGAAGCCAUAACGAGCAGUGGCUCAAUCUUGGUCUCCGAACAAGGAGAGUCCAAGAUUGUGUGUCUGACUUCUUCGAGUAAGCUACAUCUCGAAGAAAUUUCAGACACACUCUACACUCGGCCAUCAUUGGUGGCCGAAUUGUCGAAAUCGACUGUGAAUGAGCUGAAACGCCGCAAAUUUGACAAUGCUGCUGUCAUACAACAGUCAUGUGAAAGGUUGAAAAAUAGAAGUGUUCGUUCAACUUUCACUGUUAAUUCCACCAUAGUGGAAAUGCUUCAAGGCAAAAUGGGUGGUCAGAAAUCUCAUGAUCUUAUUCCUAGGUGGUCGGAUUGUGAUUGUAACACUUGUAAUUCUUGGUCCUCUUCUUGCAAAGAUUCACUUUUUGUCCGAGCUGAUGGUGCCAAAGGUAACGUUCAAGAAGAUGUAAUCUUCAUUCAUGGGUUCAUUUCAUCAUCAGCAUUUUGGACAGAGACAUUAUUUCCAAACUUUUCAAAGGCAGCAAAAUCAAAGUACCGUUUAUUUGCAGUGGAUCUGUUAGGAUUUGGAAGGAGUCCAAAGCCAAGUGAUUCACUUUACACAAUAAGAGAACAUCUAGAGAUGAUUGAGAAAUCAGUUUUAGAGCCACACAAAGUGAAAUCUUUACACAUUGUGGCACAUUCUUUAGGGUGCAUUUUGGCUUUAGCACUGGCUGUAAAGUAUCCUGGAUCAGUCAAAUCCCUCACUUUAAUUGCACCGCCAUAUUUUCCAACACCAAAGGGAGAACAAGCGACGCAAUAUAUGAUGAGAAGAGUAGCGCCAAGGCGCGUUUGGCCACCGAUAGCAUUUGGUGCGUCGAUAGCAUGUUGGUAUGAACACAUAAGCAGAACUAUUUGUCUAGUCAUAUGCAAGAACCAUCGUUUUUGGGAGUUCCUCACCAAACUAAUUACUAGAAACAGGAUUAAGACAUACUUAAUAGAGGGAUUUUGCUGCCACACACACAACGCAGCAUGGCAUACACUACACAACAUUAUAUGUGGUACUGCUGGAAAAAUAGAAGGAUACUUAGACAUGGUGAAAAAAAAGCUAAAAUGUGAAGUUACGGUGUUCCAUGGCGAAGAUGACGAACUUAUUCCGGUCGAAUGCAGCUACAAUGUACAGUCAAGAAUUCCUCGUGCACACGUUAAGGUUGUCGAAAACAAAGAUCACAUCACCAUUGUUGUUGGCAGACAGAAAUCAUUCGCAAGGGAACUUGAGCAAAUUUGGAAAAAUUCAACAUGUUGAUAACUUGUUUGACAUGAUCAACAAGUUCAACUUAUGUGAAUUCCCUACUAUCAUUUUUAUCACCAUAAGUAAAACAAAGAAAGUAUUUUUAUCGUAUAAACCUAAAUUUGGACAAAAAUGAAAGUCUGAUUGAGUUAGUUUUUAUUUUCUUCCACUUUUCUGAUUUGUAUGUCGAAAUGCAGGCAAGCUGAAUGUAUCAGAUAUACGUCUAGUUUAAUAUCAUCACCAAGAAAAAGUAACAUGGGAUAUGAAAAUGUUUUCUGGUGUUUUCUAUAUAUAACCAACGAUCAUAAAAAGGUGCAAUGAAUAUAUAUAAUCGAAAGCUUUAUAUUUACUUA
Messenger RNA from Solanum dulcamara, 2194 nucleotides. Its product is annotated as probable lysophospholipase BODYGUARD 3. The coding region runs from base 411 to 1856 and encodes 481 amino acids. NCBI's taxonomy places the organism in Eukaryota, Viridiplantae, Streptophyta, Magnoliopsida, Solanales, Solanaceae. The record is from RefSeq and is a predicted model, not a curated record. The transcript has 5 exons.